UUCCCUAAUGUGCGAGUAAAUCCUAUGAUCGCGUCCGAUUGGUUGUUUCAUGUGUGAAGUUGGGUCCACGAAUCGUGCGAUCUAGUAGUAGUGUAUCGCGUACGGCUUAUGUUUUCGUAUCACAAAUCUCGUCGAGUUGGGUGUGUAGUAAACGCGAUCGAAUUUUUGCGAUAGAAUUUCUUGAUUGAAACGCUUGUUAGAAUGGACAAAUCUAGAACGGAUUUUACAGAGGAAGCAAAGGAAGCUGAAACUGGGGUGACGAAGCAAGUUAUCCGUAGAGGUGUCUGGAGAUAUUUGGAAGAGAACCGGCUUUCUCUGUUCCCACGUCCAGUCUUUAAUAGGAUCCCGAACUUCAAGGGAGCCUUUGAUGCUGCGCAGAGAUUAAGUGAACUAGAUGUUUUCAAACAAGCAAAGACCGUAUUAGUAAACCCCGAUAAGCCACUGGAGUGUGUUAGAAUACUGGCUUUAGAGCAAGGAAAGCAGUUAGUAGUCCCUGUCCCUCGACUACAAUCUGGAUUACUAACCAAAAUUGAUAUGCCUGAAAAUAACUCUAAGUACCAUGUCCGCCGUGCAAUUACUCGUAGAGGAUUAAAUGAAGCCCCACCUGUUGAUUUAAACUCCGAUAUCAACAUUGACUUACUGAUUAUUGGGUCAGUAGCAGUGUCUCGCAAUGGCUUGCGAAUUGGUAAAGGUCGCGGAUAUACUGAUCUUGAAUUUGCCAUUGUGCAACAUGUCAAAGCCCUAAACCAGAAUACUCUUAUUGUCACAUUGGUGCAUGACUGCCAGGUGAAGGACGAUAUGCCCAGCACCUUAUUUGGUGCUCAUGAUGUGCCUGUUGACAUUAUCAUAACGCCUACGGAGACUAUCAUGGUCUCAGGACGACCUCCACGGCCAACUCACAUAAUGUGGAAUUUGAUCUCCGAAAGGCGUUUAAAUACCGUAAAUGCCUUGAAAAAAAUCAAAGAAGAGGAAGAGGCCGCUGGAAAAAAGAUCGUGUUAAAAGAGGUAGAUACUGAUAAUGAAAGCGUGGAGAAAGUGAGAGUCCCUAAUAAAUUUCAACAGAGAAGGAGGCCCCGUAAGUCUGCGAAGAAUAGUGAAUCCGAGCCAAAUGAGGGCGAUGGUGAUGCAUCUGAGCAUAGGCGUAAUGGCCGAAGAUUGAGACGACGACGUGUCUCCGAGAAGGAGGAGAACGACGUAUCUAACGAGAAUGGACAAUCCAGACGCAAUAAUUUGCGAAAGAGGCGCACACGUAGAACAAAACCGCAGAUCGAAUUUAGCGUGAAGGUAGGCAAUAUCGCGAAAACGGAUAGAGUGCGUGACAUUAAGUCUGCUUUGGCAGAAAGGGGUGUGAAGCCCUUUGAUAUCACCUGGAGAGGAGUGAAAGGUUUUUGCUACUUGCAUUUCGCGAUGAAGCCUGCAGGUGUCAACUCCCUUGGUGUAGAUUCAAUUAUUGAAUCCCUUUCUGGUAUGAAAGUUGGGGGUAGUGAAGAAGGAACUACCUUAUGCGAACCCCAUAUUUUGACUGUGGAGCCUGCUAGACCAAUCACUAGGAUUGAAACGACAGAUGUGACUGCCGUGUAAUUUAUUUAACAUUAGAACAACGUCAAAAUUCUUGUGUUCAGAACCCGACAGCAAAUUUUAGAAUCCUGUUAUUUUAAUACUGAAAUGUAAUCUAUCUUUCUAGUAUUUGCAAUACUAAUUAUUCUACGAAUUACAAGCAAUUAUUUUGCUUAAUAAAAAUU
This is a messenger RNA of Ctenocephalides felis (cat flea), 1742 nucleotides long. It is a transcript of the gene lost, whose product is annotated as methenyltetrahydrofolate synthase domain-containing protein. The transcript has 11 exons. Lineage: Eukaryota; Metazoa; Arthropoda; Insecta; Siphonaptera; Pulicidae. Bases 202 to 1581 code for a protein of 459 amino acids. Gene Ontology annotation, cellular component: cytoplasm. The record is from RefSeq and is a predicted model, not a curated record.